AUAGCAGUAGUAGCAUCAAGCAACAAGCUUUGUGGCUAUGGUGCAGUGCAGCGCCACCAAGUAAUGUACUAAUACCCAAGGAAAUCGGAUCUUCAUUUGCUGCCUCCUUUCUACCUACUUCAUUUCUCGUCUCGUUCUUUUCUGAUUAUCCCCUUAGUCCCAUUUCAGUUCCGUUCCGCCCUUUCCAAGAGAAAAUUGCUCAGAAACUUCGCCAUGUUGGCGUCAUCCUCAAAGCAUAUAACAGAGGAUGCUUCUUUGCUUUCUACUUGAAAUUGUCCUUCUCCUUUUUUAAUCACAGCCCGCGUACGAUCCCAGACUUUUCCUUGUAGUUCCUCCUUUGUUUUUGCUUUAUAAACACCGCACCGCAGUGCUUGGUUGAAAACAACGUUUAUUUUGAUAUUGUGCAUGUGUACGAAACAAAAUCAUUGCAAGAUUGACAGUAAUGGAGAGCUACUUGAAUGAGAAUUUUGAGGUGAAGCCUAAGAAUUCGUCCGAGGAGGUUUUGCAACGAUGGAGGGAUCUCUGUGGGGUUGUGAAAAAUCCCAAGCGGCGGUUUCGAUUUACUGCCAAUCUUUCCAAGCGUUACGAAGCGGCUGCUAUGCGCCGUACCAAUCAGGAGAAGCUGAGAAUUGCAGUAUUAGUAUCAAAGGCUGCAUUUCAGUUUAUACAAGGUGUUGCACCCAGUGACUACACCGUGCCUAAGGAAGUUCAAGAAGCUGGAUUCCAGAUUUGUGGGGAUGAGUUAGGGUCCAUUGUGGAAGGUCAUGACCUGAAAAAGUUGAAAUUUCAUGGUGGAGUUUCUGGUAUCGCGGACAAGCUGGCCACUUCAACCACAAACGGCAUUCCAACUGAUGCUGCAGCCCUGAACCGUAGAGAGGAGGUAUAUGGAAUAAAUAAAUUUACUGAGAGUGUUGCCCGGAGCUUUUGGGUAUUUGUGUGGGAAGCCCUUCAGGAUAUGACUCUCAUGAUCCUUGGAGUGUGCGCAUUGGUGUCUUUGAUAGUUGGUGUUGCAACUGAAGGAUGGCCAAAGGGGGCUCAUGAUGGACUUGGAAUUGUUGCCAGCAUAUUGUUAGUGGUGUUUGUCACUGCAACCAGUGAUUAUCGUCAAUCUUUACAGUUCAGGGACUUAGACAAAGAAAAGAAAAAGAUUUCCAUUCAAGUGACUAGGAAUGGUUACAGGCAAAAGAUGUCGAUAUACGAUCUACUUCCAGGAGAUAUCGUACAUCUUGCCAUAGGAGAUCAGGUUCCAGCAGAUGGACUUUUUCUAUCAGGAUUUUCUGUGUUAAUUGAUGAGUCAAGUUUGACAGGUGAAAGUGAGCCAGUAAUGGUCAGUGCUGAAAACCCUUUCCUGCUCUCUGGGACCAAGGUGCAGGAUGGAUCUUGCAAGAUGCUGGUUACUACUGUUGGAAUGAGGACUCAAUGGGGCAAACUGAUGGCUACUCUUAGUGAAGGGGGAGAUGAUGAAACCCCACUGCAGGUUAAAUUGAAUGGAGUCGCAACAAUCAUUGGAAAGAUAGGCCUUUUCUUUGCAGUGGUGACUUUUGCCGUGUUAGUGCAGAAGAUGUUUGGACGCAAACUGGAACAUGGAACACACUGGAGCUGGUCUGGAGAUGAUGCACUGGAGAUUUUAGAAUACUUUGCUGUUGCAGUCACCAUUGUUGUUGUUGCAGUUCCUGAAGGACUUCCUCUUGCUGUGACUUUGAGCCUGGCAUUUGCAAUGAAAAAGAUGAUGAAUGAUAAGGCACUUGUUCGUCAUUUAGCUGCAUGCGAGACAAUGGGCUCUGCCACAACAAUUUGUAGUGACAAAACCGGGACGCUCACAACCAACCACAUGACUGUGGUGAAAUCGUGCAUUUGUAUGAAUGUCAGAGAGGUCGGCAAGCCAGCUGAUGGUGGUUCUUCAUUGUCCUCCGAACUCCCGACUUCUGUCGUUAAAGUUCUCCUGCAAUCAAUUUUUAAUAACACUGGAGGAGAAGUAGUGUUUAGCAAAAAUGGAAAACGCGAGAUAUUGGGAACGCCAACUGAGACAGCAAUCCUAGAGUUUGGAUUAUCACUUGGUGGAGAUUUCCAGGCUGAAAGACAAGCAUCUAAACUUGUAAAAGUCGAGCCUUUUAAUUCUACAAAGAAGAGAAUGGGUGUUAUACUGGAGCUUCCAGAAGGAGGAGGUCUAAGAGCUCAUUGCAAAGGAGCGUCAGAAAUAGUUUUGGCAGCCUGUGACAAGGUGAUUAACUCAGAUGGAGAUGUUGUGCCUCUCGAUGAGGAAUCAGUCAAACACCUGAAGGCUACCAUUGAUCAGUUUGCUAGUGAAGCUCUUCGUACCCUGUGUCUUGCCUAUAUGGAACUUGAAAAUGGAUUCUCUGCUGAAGAUGCUAUUCCAGUUUCUGGUUAUACAUGUAUUGGGAUUGUAGGCAUCAAGGAUCCUGUUCGCCCAGGAGUGAGGGAGUCUGUGGCCCUCUGUCGUUCAGCUGGAGUGACUGUUCGGAUGGUUACAGGAGAUAACAUCAAUACCGCAAAAGCUAUAGCUAGGGAAUGUGGAAUCCUUACUGAUGAUGGAAUUGCCAUAGAAGGUCCAGUUUUUAGGGAAAAGACCCAGGAGGAAUUACUUGAAUUGAUUCCCAAAAUUCAGGUGAUGGCUCGAUCUUCGCCGCUAGACAAGCAUACAUUGGUGAAGCACUUGCGAACCACAUUCAAUGAAGUUGUUGCAGUAACUGGUGAUGGAACAAAUGAUGCUCCUGCACUUCAUGAAGCAGAUAUUGGACUUGCAAUGGGCAUCGCCGGAACAGAGGUUGCCAAAGAGAGUGCUGACGUUAUAAUUCUCGACGACAAUUUCUCCACGAUUGUAACCGUGGCCAAAUGGGGUCGGUCUGUUUACAUAAAUAUUCAAAAGUUUGUGCAGUUCCAGCUGACUGUCAAUGUAGUAGCGUUGAUUGUCAACUUUUCUUCGGCUUGUUUGACUGGAAGUGCUCCCCUUACCGCUGUUCAACUUUUGUGGGUCAACAUGAUCAUGGAUACUUUGGGUGCACUUGCUCUGGCCACUGAGCCUCCUAACGAAGAACUAAUGAAAAGACCCCCAGUUGGAAGGACGGGAAAUUUUAUUACAAAUGUCAUGUGGAGGAACAUCUUAGGACAAUCCUUGUAUCAGUUUCUAUUAAUAUGGUUUCUUCAAGCAUUUGGAAAAACAAUCUUUUUCAUUCGUGGUCCUGAUGCUGAUUUGGUCCUUAACACCCUUAUUUUCAACACAUUCGUAUUCUGUCAGGUUUUUAAUGAGGUGAACUCACGAGAGAUGGACAAAAUUGAUGUACUCGAAGGCAUACUGGACAACCAAGUUUUUGUAGCAGUCAUCACUGCAACUGUCUUCUUCCAGAUUAUUAUCAUUGAAUACCUAGGAACCUUUGCAAACACAACACCCCUCUCGAUAGUGCAGUGGUUUUUCAGCAUACUUUUUGGUUUCCUGGGCAUGCCAAUUGCUGCGUACUUAAAGCAGAUUCCAGUUUGAAGAUCCCAUGAAGAAUUGAAACAUCUGAUAAGGAACUCCCCAAGGGUGGAAUCUUGGCAGAUGUGCUUCCAAUGAAGAUCUUGAUGUGUGAUUCUCUCCCAAUUGCCCUUUUUCAUCUUCACAAGGCAAGUUUUUGCAGAAUUGUAAAGCAUGAAUAGUAGGUUAUGACAGAAGAUUUAUAAGACCAACUACAGCUUUAGGGUAGUUCCUUUCUUUUUGUCGAGCAACUAUAGAGUAGAAUUGAAUGUGUUUAGCAAUCGUGUUGCUUGAACUUGAUGUUGAAACUCCUGUAUAAAGCUUAUCUCUGUGUUUGCCUCUGAAAAGCAUCAUCAUGGUUUACAGCUUAGGCAAAAACUUGUACUUGAGCGACCAUUGUCCUUGUCAACUCCAACUGAUCAAUUACCAAAUCGUCACUUGUAAAUGGUACUUAAUCA
Molecule: messenger RNA, 3930 nt
Organism: Coffea eugenioides
Lineage: Eukaryota; Viridiplantae; Streptophyta; Magnoliopsida; Gentianales; Rubiaceae
Product: calcium-transporting ATPase 2, plasma membrane-type
Exons: 7
Coding region: 443-3496 (1017 amino acids)
Biological process (GO): calcium ion transmembrane transport
Cellular component (GO): membrane; intracellular membrane-bounded organelle
Molecular function (GO): ATP hydrolysis activity; P-type calcium transporter activity; ATP binding
Source: RefSeq, a predicted model, not a curated record